This is a messenger RNA of Polyodon spathula (Mississippi paddlefish), 788 nucleotides long. RefSeq names its product zona pellucida sperm-binding protein 3-like. The transcript has 6 exons. The record is from RefSeq and is a predicted model, not a curated record. Gene Ontology annotation, biological process: egg coat formation; binding of sperm to zona pellucida; positive regulation of acrosome reaction. Gene Ontology annotation, molecular function: acrosin binding. NCBI's taxonomy places the organism in Eukaryota, Metazoa, Chordata, Actinopteri, Acipenseriformes, Polyodontidae. The annotation marks the transcript as partial. Gene Ontology annotation, cellular component: extracellular matrix.
CGUGGGGUCCGCGGGCUGCUCGGCCACCUCCUCCGACAGCGUCACCAGCACGGUUUUGUUCAGCAUCCAGCUCCAGGAUUGCGGCAGCUCUUUCCAGGAGGUGGAAUGUCAGCAGCAGCCCCAUAAAGCCAACCUGGGUGCCCUUCACUUCAACAGCCUCUACAGAGCAAAUCCUGGACUUCUCCUUGCUGCUCAUGAGUGAUACCUGGAGUGGUCCCAGAGUCUCCAGUGUCAUCUACCUGGGUGAUGUCCUUCACGUUGAGGCUUCUGUUGCCGUCGACAACCACGUGCCCCUGCGGCUCUACGUCGACAGCUGCAUCGCCACCCUGAGUGGCAACAAGGACUCUGAGCCCAGAUAUGCCGUCGUGGACAAGCUUGGCUGCCUGAUGGAUAGCAAAGCUCCAGACUCCUCCUCUUCCUUCACCAGACCUGCUCUGAACAAGCUGCGCUUUGACAUCACUGCUUUCAGGUUCCAGGGGGAUUCCAGGAGUUUGAUCUAUGUGACUUGCACACUGAGGGCAGUUAAUGCUGACAAACCAGCUGAUGCCUCCAACAAGGCCUGCUCCUACCAGAAGCAAACCAACAGGUGGGUCUCUGAGGAUGGUUCCUCUGCAGUGUGUGGGUGCUGUGACGCUGGCUCCUGCUCUGGGAGACCCCGGUUCCUCCCUCCUCCCGGGCGGCCGGCGAGCUACGGGAUUCCUUCCGGGAUCCACUGGAGAAGAAAGUGGCCGCAGAAGAACAUAAGAAAGUUUACAAACGAGAGGAGGUCAUUCGGCCCAUCUUGCUCG